AUGUCCACUCCAACCAAUGCUGAUGCAACCUUAUCUUACACUCAAGAACGUUCAAAGGAAUUAAUUACUCGAUAUGACACCAUUCUAGGCGAAAUCAACAAAGCCAUGAUUGAACACAAUCGCCCUAUUACCGACAUUCAAUUGCUCACAGUCUCCAAAUUAAAACCAGCAAGUGAUAUUAAAGCAUUAUACGAUCAUGGUAUUAGACAUUUUGGUGAAAAUUAUGUUCAAGAACUAAUUACCAAAGCUAACAUAUUACCCAAGGACAUUAAAUGGCACUUUAUUGGCGGAUUACAGACUAAUAAGUGUAAAGAUUUAGCCAACAAGGUUUCUAAUUUAUAUUGCGUUGAAACUAUUGAUUCUUUAAAAAAAAUUAAGAAAUUAGAAGAACAGAGAGCUAAAUUUGUUCAAGAACAUGCACCUACAGAACAAACAAAAAAUUACACCAUUUUAGUUAAUGUACAAAUAAAUACCUCGAUGGAAGAUCAAAAAUCAGGAUUAACUGAUGAAAACGAGAUUUUCCAGAUUAUAGAAUUUUUAUUAAAUGAGGCUAAAUAUGUUAAGUUGAAUGGUUUAAUGACUAUUGGAUCCUGGGUCAUUAGUCAUCAAGAUAGCUCCCUACUAAAUAAAGAUUUUGCUACUUUAUGUGACUGGAAAAAAAAGAUACAAGAUAAAUUCCCUUCACAAUUCACCGAAGAACAUCAAUUGAAGUUGUCUAUGGGUAUGAGUUCUGAUUUUAUUGAAGCCAUUGCGCAAAACAGUAAUGAAGUUAGAGUUGGUACUAAUAUUUUUGGUGCAAGACCAACAAAGGAUCAAGCAUAUAUUUAG
Saccharomycodes ludwigii is the source of this 828-nucleotide messenger RNA. Its product is annotated as pyridoxal phosphate homeostasis protein. NCBI's taxonomy places the organism in Eukaryota, Fungi, Ascomycota, Saccharomycetes, Saccharomycodales, Saccharomycodaceae. The transcript has a single exon. Bases 1 to 828 code for a protein of 275 amino acids. Gene Ontology annotation, cellular component: intracellular anatomical structure. The record is from RefSeq and is a predicted model, not a curated record. Gene Ontology annotation, molecular function: pyridoxal phosphate binding.